CCGCUAUCCCUGGCCAGUCCAGUACUGCUGGACAAAAGGGCAAACUCGGAUUCUCCCUCCGAGGCAUUUUCGGCUUCUAAGCAGCAACGUCUGAGUGCUGCUACCUCCUCGCCCUCUCUUGGACAAAUACGAUGGGAUGCAUGCAUGAACGCGACACGGCAGUCUCGCUAUAGCCCGUAUCAUCAGCCACUCCAUGCCACCAAUGCCACCAAUGCCACCAAUGCCACCGAGCGAACAUGCUGUCUCCCACAUCCAUCCCAUAUUCUUUCUUUCCCUCACUCGCUGAGCCCGUUUUUGAUCCCCCUCCCUUUUUGGACCUAAUAUACUCUAUCCACCGAACGAACAGUCCUGUGCUGGAUCAACGGGCUGUAUUCGCUUGGCCGCCAUCAAGGACUUGCAACCCAGCGCAUGGAUUGCGAUGUGGUCGUAGCUUGGAAGAUCUUGUUCACAUGGGGAGGAGACCAUGUCGGUUUGAACUGUCGUCACAAGCAACCAUCGGACCACACGUCAACUCGAACAAAAGGUGGAUGGUCCGCCACAUCGGCUGUUGCACAUGCAAGCGGCACACAGUCAGAUGGGAGAGCAAAUCAAACAAAUCAAAUCAAAUCAAAGCAAAGCAUAUCAAAGCAAAGCAUACCAAAGCAUAUCAAAGCAAAGCAAGGGAAGAGAAGAAGAAAAGGGGAUGGCGGAAGGAAUGCUGUUGCGGCCAGCCAGCAUGCAAUGUCUCCAUCCCCUCGGACGUGAAUGAUGAAAUUCCAGCUUCAAAAAAAAAAAAAACGCAACAAGAUGAAAGCAAAAGGCAAAUAACGAUAUACAAAAAAGCAGCCCGGCGGGUGGGUGGACGGGCAGAGCCCCAGAUUUUGAGAUACGUCAAGUCGCAGGCAGACAGGCAGACAGGCAAACAGGCAAACAGGAAAGCAAGCAGAUAGGCAGCCGGGGCUGACACCAAAGCAGGGCAGACCCCGAAUCGCAUCUGUCCUUUGGUUCAGUGGUUGAAGCUGUGGAUGGAAACAAAUAAAGGCGUUGGAUGAG
Messenger RNA from Polychytrium aggregatum, 1032 nucleotides. RefSeq lists its product as uncharacterized. The transcript has 3 exons. NCBI's taxonomy places the organism in Eukaryota, Fungi, Chytridiomycota, Chytridiomycetes, Polychytriales. The coding region runs from base 237 to 929 and encodes 230 amino acids. The record is from RefSeq and is a predicted model, not a curated record.